AUGAAUCUUUCGCUAAUUGAAACAAAGUGGGUGAAGUUCGGAAAAUCUCAUGAUUUUGUUUUCGUUGGAAAGGAAACCAUUGCGACGGCUUCCGGCAUUUACGUGAGUUUUUUGGAUCUGAAUACGAGAGAAAGGCGAAUCGAGCGUUUCGACAGCAAGGAAAGGGGCGAUGGCGCAUCCUGCUUGGCUGGACAUCCGACAGUUUCCAUGUUUUCCGUAGUCGAAAGAAAAUCUAAUCCCAAAAUAUCGAUAUUUAUGUAUCCAACGCUACGAAGAAUUUCCAGAUGCGUGCUACCCGACAAAAUCAAUGGUUAUUUAUCCUGUUCUUUUGCUGGUACAGAAUAUCUCAUAAGCAUGACCAAUUUCCCUGAUUUUCGACUGAUCGUGUGGCUAUGGAGAACCGGCAAGCACGUCGCUGAGCUUAACAUGAAGAUCCACGAUCUUGUUCAAGAAAUUUGCUGUUCGCCGAAUUCUCCACAUUUAAUAUCACAACUCGGAAUCAUCGACGGCGCGCUCGCAAUCUGUCAAAUACGCACGUGCUCGAAAAUCGUGAGUAUACAUCACGUGGACGUGCCAGUUCCGGAACAUAAAAUUGUAUCUUCGUCCUGGACGCCGGAAGGAAACCUAUUUGUCUCGGACGAGUUCGGUAACGUAUGGCUCAUAGCGAUAGAAGCUAACAAGUUAUACUCUGUGGUAAAAUUGGAAACGCUCGAACCAUCGAAGAACAGACCGAUCGUCAUCACUUACAGGACUGGCGUCAUAGUUGUGAAUGCUGAUAGUGAAAUUACAUUUUAUAAAAAAUCAUUGACAGACUGGAACGUGUCGUGGCAAUUUGUAUGGUCGAUUUCGACUUUCCAUUCUAUUCGAGUAGGAAGGCAAUAUUAUUUUGAAGAUGGGAUUUUAUUUCAUUCCAAUAGCGGAGAAAUUUUUGAGAUCAGUACGCAGUACGACAACGUUCCUCAUAUUGAAGUUAUUUAUACGGACGAGAUAGAAUACAAAGCACUGUUUUCUAUAUCUCAACGCACAGAUCACGUCGCGGCGAUAGAUCGGUUAGAUCGUCUUUGCAUUUUUGAGAUAUCGACCGGCAAAUUGACAGCGAGAUUAUCUCUGAAACAUCACGGUGAAGUCGUUCGUGCAGAUUCACAUCCUACUUUAUCAAUGCUUGUGGCAUGUAGUGUUACUGGCAAUUGCAUUUUUAUCGAUGUCACAUCAUUACCUAAGGUCUUUAACUGCUUUCAUCUUUGCGAGGAUGUCUUGGAUAGAAUAAAAUUCUCGCACUGUGGCGAAUUUUUGGGAACUGGCAGUUCGCAAAGUGGCAAAUUAUUUAUUAUUGGCAAACGAUUUAAACAACAGCCUGUAGAUGUUCUUGGAUUUAUAGAAAUUGAUGGAUAUUUUGCUGAUUUUCUGAUAUACAAGAGGCAUAAUGAUCGCUUCGAAAUCUUAGUUCUUGCAACGACUAAUCCUUCCAUGGCUUCGAUCGGCGGUAAUAAAGUAAUCGUGUACACUUGCGAGGUUUCGAACAAUUUCUACACGCAUGCCAUAUAUGCGAUAGAUUUAUUAAAACCUUACAGGAUGCUCUAUCACGGAACGAAUAAAUCUCUGAAUAUACUGGGUAUACCCUCUUUAUCUAAACAAUUACAUCAAAUGGAGAUACAGAACGACUUUCAAGAUAUCAGUCUCACGCAAGCACUCUUCUCGAUGCAUCAGCUGAGGAAUAUCGGAAUAUACGUGACCGAUUCUCGAGUCUUAACAUAUGGAUACGAUGGCUUAAUCAUAGUCAGAGAUAGUAUGGAACUUCGCAAAGUGAUCGCAAUUUUCAUGCCACACCAUCGCAGAGAAGGUGGUAUUAAAUGCGCAAUUUCUUCGCGUUUUGGGGAAACAAUUGUUUCCCUCGGUAGAAACGGAGAUCUCGUUGGCAGUCGAGUCCGUUUAUCGGAAGCGAGAACAAACUUGGCAGAAAGCAGAGCUGUGAGUGUACAUUUAUCAAUUGAAGACUUUGCUUCCGGUCCAAACAAAUUGUACGGUUUGGCAGGAGAAACCUGGCUGGAGAAUGUAAUCGCCGCUAAACUAAAAGCCGAACGCGAUGAAGCUCUACCUCUACGAGCUUCCAUCUUAGCCGAUCUGCAGAAAAUAAAGAAUCAGAUACGUGAGCUUCUCGAUAUAAAUGAAAGCAAACCACCGGACGCUCGAUUGCCGAUCUCGGCUUUCGAUCUAGAUCGCGAAUAUCGGCAGCGGAAGAUAGAAGAGGCGCGACUUGAACGAGACGAAGUGCGUCGAAAACUCGAAGAAGAAUGCACUCAACGGGAUCAAAUAGCCUCGUAUAUCCGCGAAAUAUUCUGGGAUCCGUUGCAAGUAAAACCGUGUGCACUUAAAUCUAUCGGCGGUGAUACGAUAGUUCGUAAUUAUCCUCUCGUUGCAUCGACUCGGAAAGUAAAUGAUAUUAAAGUAUGGAAUAGGCUCUCUUCGGAGGCCGAUGAGUUUUUAUAUAGUGACGAGGUGUAUAAUAAAUCAAUAGAUGAGGAAGACGAUUCAAGACGAGAAUCCGCGGCAUUUGAUUUCGAUAAAGAAGCUUCGACGAAUAAUUCUGAUGAUAUUAAAAUAAACGAAAUGGCUAAAAUGUGGUAUACAAUGGUGGAUGAAGAUGAAAGAUUAUGUAUAUCAGGUGUCACGACGCAUAAGUGGAUUGAUGAUGAAAGCAUAGCUGCAACACAUCAGCUGUUACUUCCUUGCAACAGUGAUCUUAAAACUAUUCUUAAAAAAGACACUAUUAUCGAAAAUCGAGAGCGCAAAUUAAAGAUAUAUUUUAAUAAUCUUUUCGAGGAAAUGAGACUCGCAAAGGAACGUGAAUUAAAAUGUACAAAGGAGCGCAUCGAUAGGCUUCAAUAUUGCGCUUCCGAGUUAAAGACAAUGUUCGGAAUAGACUCCGUUCUGGAGCCAAUCGAUACACCGACCUGGAGUGUCGAAGAAAUAUCUGAUUACGUAAUUACUGUAAAAGAUCACGAGGUACUUGAAAAACAGUCGCGACGAGAAGAGUCUAAAAUCGCGAUGAUUGAUGAGGAUCGAGAGGAUGAAGAGAAAAACGGAAAAAACAAUGAUUUUUAUGAGAGAGCUCUUGAAAAGAUGAUGGACGGUGUAUUAGAAUCUAAAUGGGAGGACGAAGUUAAAAAGGAAAUACCUGUGCCUGAAUGCAUAACCGCGAAAGAUCCUUCGAAAUAUACCGAUGAAGACAUCGCAACUAUCGCCUCGUACAAAUGCAAAGUGCAAGCGCUGAAAGAAGAACGAAAAAAAUAUAAAGCGAUGCUGCAGGCCGAGAUCGUCGAGACAAAGGAAGCCUUACAAAGAGAUAUCGCGGAAUUCAAUGACAAGUUGAAGGAUCUUGAGUUAAAAAAGAUGCAAAUUGAAUGCGCGAUCCUGCAGGAGAGAUUGAUGAGAAUACGAGCGAUCCGGAGAUACCGCAGCGAAGUCGACGGCAGGCAAAAAAUCGUUCGUUUCACUGACGACGAACUGGUGCCGGCGACGCAAGAGGCACGCAAACUCGCCGAGGAAUGCAACUCACUCGAGAUAGUCGUAGCAGAAUUAAAGUCUCGUUACGACAAUCUCAACAAGGCGGACAAACGUCAGGAGGCCAAAUUUCGCAGCGAAUUCACGGACUUGAAGCAGCCGAUAGUCGAACACUUGUUUAGGCAUUACAAGAAGCGUCCCAGGAUAGGUCGGCUCGUCACCACGUCCGUCACGUAUCUGACGGAGGUGGCGAGAUGCGUUGCGGCCAGCGAGAAGUCAGACAUCUUACCGCGCGAAUGUCUGGACUUCCUCAGAGGCAUAGAUGCGUUGGAUACGAUGCCCAGAAACCUGCCGCCGCAGAUUAACGUCAAUCACUGGCGAACUAUGUGUAAGCUGAGAAGAGCAAAGGUCGAGGUGGAGACAAAGGUGAGAUGUUGCGCGGUGGAAAUGGCCGAGGCGGAGCAAACGCUGUCAUUUUAUCAGAAAACGAUGCAAUCAGCUGACAACGUAGUUGCGUGUAAAAAGGUCUGUCUAGAAAACUUAGAGAAAUCUUUGACGCAACUUGCUGAGGAAAUGGAGAUCCAACUCGUUCUGAAAAUGGGUCAGAUUGAGGUCCCACUGCAAGGUUGUCCGUCCGAUUACGAGAACACCGUUCUCGUGACACGCGAAGAGCUCUUACGUGUCAACGAAUGUAUCAUUGAAACCGGAAAAUGCAAGUUGGCGGCGAUGCACAAAUCCAUGCACUUGCGAAAGGUCGUGUCGCAACAAGAGUGGCAGCACACAUGCGCGAAGAUGAUAUUGGAGGAUUUGCAGCAGGAGCUGAAAGAUGUUCAACAGUUCAAGGUCAUCACAAGAAACGUGCUUGAAUUCUUGAUCCGUGAUCCCUGCAGUGUAAAUCUUGAAAAAGAUUACGAAAAGAUGAAAACCAAUUUGCGAAUAUUUCAAAAUAGAUUUCGCCAGUUAUUGGCACUGGAACAAGCGCGUUUGAAGGAAACAAAGCGUAUGAUGGCUAAGUGGAAGAAAAAGAACGACAAAAUAUCGAAGGAGAUCAAAUCUAAGUCGUCGGAUGUUGAAGAGUUUCGCAGAUUACUCAACGAUCCAUGUCGCAAGAAGGACGAGGAGUCUCGUAAGAUGAGACUUGCCGCGAUCGCAAGACGCACUAAGCUUAUCAUAAAAGCGGAGAACAAUUACAAGCAACUGCUAGCCUUACAUGCUCAUCUAGAAGUCUUAAAAUUGCGAACGUAUCCGACCUUGCAGUUUAAAAUCGCAUAAUAAAACCGCAUAAGAUUUAUACGUCGAGGAAAAAGAUUGGCGGAAAAUAUUGGUCGCAACAAAAUAAUUGU
Messenger RNA from Cataglyphis hispanica, 4844 nucleotides. RefSeq names its product cilia- and flagella-associated protein 43-like. The record is from RefSeq and is a predicted model, not a curated record. NCBI's taxonomy places the organism in Eukaryota, Metazoa, Arthropoda, Insecta, Hymenoptera, Formicidae. The coding region runs from base 1 to 4773 and encodes 1590 amino acids. Gene Ontology annotation, biological process: cilium assembly. Gene Ontology annotation, cellular component: axoneme. The transcript has 17 exons. Gene Ontology annotation, molecular function: protein binding.